UCUCGUUUGUCGAGCUCCCUUCCCACCCCUGGAUAUUUAAGAAAAGUCCUGUGCCCGGAUUUUUGAUCUAAAAAACUAAGUAUCAUUCGUUGAUGCACCUUCGUUUUUUGUUUUUCCUGUCCGCUCGUCCCGCCUGCUGUUAGUUCCCAAGCUUUCGCCAUUCAACAAUCCGGUGCUACAGCACGAAGCGCGUUGGUGUGUUACUUCCUUCUUUGUCCCAUCCUUUUCGUUAGUCGCUGCGCCAGCUCUGCUUCAUGGAUUGUGUUGUGUGUGUGUGUGCUUGGGUUUCCUCCUCCCACAACCCACCCCCCUCUUGUCUGCCCACCAUGGGGCGGGUAGAUAGGGAGGAGGUUCCUUAAAUUGUUUCCCCUUCCCACCCACCACUCUCUUCCCGUUGCCGAUAUAUAUCCACGCCCGCAGCUUCACCGCUUCCCAGACUAAAAAAACUAAUAAAAGGUUAGCCAUCUAGCGUCUACUACUUCAGCCCCUCGCCCACCUCAACGCUACUCUUCUAUCCUGCAGCCUCAGAGCAGAGCAGAGCAAAGUCUCCACCAUGCCUUCCACUCUCCCGGCAUCUCUCUCCACUGCUCACAAUUCCAAUUCAACGGGCUCCAGGGCGCCUUUCUCCCCGCUUCCUUCGGAGAUCCCGCGAACACCUAUAAAUGGCCACUUUGAAGGUCUAAAGUCGCAUGAGGAAAGUUUGAAGACUCCGAUCACACCACCGGCGGCAUACACAGAGUUCCUGAAGAAUACUGGUUCGAGCCCAGCCAUUCAAUCUCCCAGGCUUCCACCACCAGAUCUGGGAAAGUCUUAUGGAUACUAUACUACACCUACCACCCCAUAUGCCGCUGCACGGCGACUAAAGAUUCCUGCUUCACCAGCUUCAUCAAAUUGCUCACCGUCGACUGAGAGUCCAGCAUCAUCUACAUCGAGAUCACCGUCAUAUGAGGAAGUCGAGGGUGAAGUCAGGCAAGGUCAGCGACAGGUUACCGUGAAGCAGGUUGUAACGACCACGGUUACCUUUACGCCUAGAAUGAGUCUCAUGCCGGCGCCAAAGGGAAAGAGAAGGCGGAUCGAUUAAAACAGCGAAGCUAUUUUCUUUCCCUCGCCACUACACCGUUUGGAAAGCACACCUCGUCCCUUUCGUUUUACCCGGUUCGCUUAUCUUGGUCAUUUCGGCUCUCAAUCAUUUUGUAUCUCCUCUUUCCUUUCUAACUAGGCGUAAUUCCCCUCAACUUCAGCCUCGCGUCUUGUUUUUGAUCCCUUCUUUUCCUUUGUGUGUGCAGGACUGUAACGGCGCAAUGUUUCCUUCCCUCUGUUGGUGGCUCCCUUUCUAUUUUUCUUUUUUCUUUUUUCCUUAUUCACCUUUUUGGCCAUGAAUCGUCCGGCGGUACCUCUCCGGCAGGAGCCCAGAUCCAGCGACAGCCCUUCCUUCCUUUGCGGCAAAAAAAUUAAACGAGGGGGAGGAGGAGGAGGAGGAAAGAAGUAACCCUGUAUUGGACAAACUAGGUUUUGCACAAGCAUCUUGUAUAUCUCUUUUCUUUUCUCCUCCUAUCAUAUCAAGAUGUUCAUCAAAUGGUUAAUUUUUUCCAUAUCGUGCUACAGCUGUGAUGAUGAGUGGUUUACUUUGUCUAUAGUUUCCUUUUUCUAUAGCUUUCUUUCCCCCCCCCCCCACCCUUCCCCUUGGGGAACAACCUUAAUCCUCCCUUAUCGCUGACGAGUUCUUGUAUCUUUUUUAUUUUUCCUGACGGUUUUUCACGGGGUUCAAGAGUACGGAGUUUUUUUUUUUUUUCGUAUUAUCAUCAUUGUCAUCAUCAUCAUCAUCACGUUCACAUGCCUUCCUUAGCACAGCCAUACCCAAUCUCGUUAUGGCUGUUUUUCCCACCCUUCCAAGAAAGAAACGAAACCCAUCCAAAACGGCAGGGCUGCCACCCACUCGCUACAAGUACCGGUACGAGCACAGCUUGAGGAGGGCAGGUUGAGGCUCCUACCGCUCGUCCCAAGUCGUCGGGGUAAAAACUAUUUUCAGCCCGAACAGAAAAAUAGUAUCGGCGGCUAGUCAGCCAAUCGGAGACUGCGCCCACCCUCCACCCUCUAGAAAAGAAAAAGAAGAAAAAAGGGAGCUACGGUUUGUAACACCACUCCAUCUCCCCCUUUUGUGCACCGAUGAGGGCUUUCUUUGCUUUUUUGGAUUCCUGUAGUGUGCCUCCUUCCCUCGCAUGGGUACGGUACAGUACAGCACUGUCCUCUUGUAUUGAAGGAGAGAGUCCUUUGCUCUGGUGCUCGUACCGGUACAGUACCAAUACUCGUAACUCUGUCCAAACCCCGCGAUGGGGCCCACCUUGAAGUAUUCGCUUGAUAGUGAUAGUGAUAGCCGUAUCCAACCACGUAGUUCUCAUUGGACGAUUUACCGUAUCGUAAAGUGGUCCGCAAAAAAAGCUGAUGGCAGCCCCGAUCGUUUUAAAAAAGCCUAAACUUCUCGUUAGGCCUUGUGGAAAGGAAGGAAAGAAAUCUAGAAUGUCUCAGUGUGGUUCAAUCAUGUUCUCCGAACAAGAGGGUCUGCACUUGUACGUACAUGUACGAGUACAGUACCCGUAC
Messenger RNA from Tuber aestivum (summer truffle), 2598 nucleotides. Lineage: Eukaryota; Fungi; Ascomycota; Pezizomycetes; Pezizales; Tuberaceae. The record is from the annotation of a GenBank genome assembly.